Molecule: messenger RNA, 1626 nt
Organism: Malaya genurostris
Lineage: Eukaryota; Metazoa; Arthropoda; Insecta; Diptera; Culicidae
Product: proton-coupled amino acid transporter-like protein pathetic
Exons: 4
Coding region: 1-1305 (434 amino acids)
Biological process (GO): amino acid transmembrane transport
Cellular component (GO): vacuolar membrane
Molecular function (GO): amino acid transmembrane transporter activity
Source: RefSeq, a predicted model, not a curated record
AUGUCUCAGGAUACAGAGACUAUCGAUCUCUAUAACCCGUUUGAGAACCGCAGAUUAACGCAUCCAACAACCAAUGUGGACACCUUGAUACAUCUGAUCAAAGGUUCCCUCGGAUCAGGUAUUCUAGCAAUGCCGUUGGCUUUCAAGAACGCUGGUUUGUGGUUCGGGCUAGGAGCAACUUUUGCCAUUGGUGUCAUCUGUACCUACUGUAUACAUAUAUUAGUGAAGUGCGCUCAUCUUUUGUGUCAUCGAGAGCGAAUCCCUUCGUUGAGCUUUUCCGAUGUGGCUGAAAUAGCUUUCCGUACUGGACCCGAUAAAGUUAAGAAAUACUUUCGAAUGGCGAGAUUCAGUAUUGAUCUUUUUCUGGUACUUGAUCUGAUGGGCUGCUGCUCCAUUUAUCUGGUUUUUGUUGCAACCAACGCCAAGCAGGUGGUAGAUCACUACACCCAGAGUGACUAUAAUGUUCGGUAUUACAUUCUACUUUUGUUGGCUCCACUAAUUUGCAUCAACUUAAUCAGAGAACUCAAAUUCCUCACACCGUUUUCGAUUAUUGCCAACAUUCUCAUAGGGAUAGGUGUCGGUAUCAUUAUUUACUAUACAACACGGAAUAUACCUCCAGUUUCCGAACGGCCAGCCAUCGCACCGCUUUAUCGCAUGCCCAUGUUCUUUGGAACAGUUAUUUUCGCUCUGGAAGUGAUCGGCGUUGUCAUGUCACUGGAAAAUAACAUGAAAACUCCACAAAGCUUCAUUGGAUGCCCCGGAGUACUGAGUAUUGGAAUGUCCUUUGUGGUUCUACUAUAUACUAGCGUUGGAUUUCUUGGCUAUCUCAAGUACGGAGAUGAAACGAAGAGCAGCAUUACAUUGAAUUUACCGGUGGAAGACUUUUUGGCUCAAGCGGUGAAAAUUUUGAUCUCGGUGGCAAUCUUUUUCUCAUACUCACUCCAGUUUUACGUACCGAUGGAAAUCAUUUGGAGAAACACUAAGCAUAAUUUCGAAGAACCUAGAGAUGCAGCUGAAUACGCGAUCAGAAUCGGACUUGUGACACUCACUGUAGCAAUCGCCGCCUUCUUGCCCAACAUUGGUCCAUUCGUGACCCUGAUAGGAGCCGUAUGUCUCAGCACCCUGGGCCUUAUGUUUCCAGCCAUUAUUGAACUGGUCACCUACUAUGAACAGCCAGGAUAUGGAAGCUGUUACUGGGUGCUUUGGAAAAACAUUGUGCUAAUUUUGUUCGGUGUAGUUGGUUUCAUUACCGGGACAUACGUUAGUAUAGUAGAGUUUACCCAGCAUUUGGAAGAAGAAAUAUAGUAAAUAAUUUAGACGUUGGGGACGGGUAUAGCGUGAUGGGAUAGUCGAUGCCUAUCACGCAGUCCGCCUGGGUUCGAUUCCCAACCCCGCACAUAGGGUCAGAAAGAUUUUCUGGUCCGAAGAGGCGAAUGACCUAAGAUGUUAAAGCCUCUAUAAUUGAAACAAAAAAAAAAAUUUAGAUGGCUAAAAAGUCGAACCAUUUUUUUACACUCGAUUAUAGAAGUUUUAUCCUUAAAAAUUCUAACCCUAUAUGCGGUGUUGAGAAUCGUGCCCCGGGUGGCCUGCGUGAAAGGCAUCGACUUAACCAUCACGCUAUACUCA